GACACACCAACCUGAGUAGGGCGCCGCGAAUGCCCGACUGCCUCUGACGGCCUCUGACUCCCAAAAUCGAGUAGGUGUGUCAGGGCCUUAAGGUGACUGAGAAAUGCUAAUGCAGAAAAUAGAGUCACAUUCCACUGUGGGAAGACCACAGGAACGAGACUGCUGAAGAGAAAGGUAUGGGAUGAAUAAGAGAUACGGGUGUGAGUGCAGGAGGAGAAGGAAAACACAGUGAAAGUAAACAACAACAAACCAAAGAGGAGAUCAUGGGGUUUCAACACUACUGGCUGCUGCUGCUGCUGCUGGUCGACUGCCACCCACGGAUUACAGGUGCCAUGAGUAGCAUCAGUCCGUAUAUAAAGCAUUACGAGGGCUUGUCAUACGACAGGGAGGAUCUUCACAGGAAGCACCUGAGAGCCAAGAGAGCCUCACAUCCUGAGGAACACACAUUACAGCUGGAUAUUACCGCUUUCAACAGAACUUUCCGUCUGCUUUUGAAACACAAUGCAGAAGCUUUUACCGAAAAUGUCAUGGUGUUCAGGAAAAAUGGUUCCACGCCGGCUGACCUCUCCCACUUAUACUCAGGAAAACUUGAGGGAGAACAUGGUUCAGCCUGCCAUGGCUCGGUGUUACAGGGUCAGUUUGAGGGAACCAUCCACACAGAGAACGGCACCUAUCAUAUAGAGCCAAUGGAAAGAUACACCAGCACCCACACAGACCACCACUCUAUCAUCUACCACGAGGACGACAUGGUCCUUCCUUCCAUGAGAACGGACGCUGAUGGUUUCUGUGGAGCAGAUCAUCUGAACGUCCUCGCCCAAAGACUCAGAGCCGACCAGGAGGCGCCAGUGAGCCGGUCGAGGAGAACAGUGGAUGAGUCAAAGACCAGCUGCCUGAUGCACAUUCAGGCAGAUCACCUUUACUUCAAGAAGUUCAAGUCUGUAGAUGCUGUCGUGGCUCAGGUUGCGUCCUACAUCCGUGUUGUGAAUGACAUCUACGACAAGGUGGACUUUGAUGGAAUCAAGCUGAUCAACUUCAAAGUGAAAUCCCUCAAAAUGAUGGCGGAGGAGGAUCAAAACGACCCCAUGAACCAUCAGUUCAUCGGGCCUGAGAAGCUGCUGAGUCUGUUCUCUGAGAACAACUGGGGCAACUACUGUCUGUCCUACCUGCUCACCAACAGAGACUAUAGCGGCGUGCUGGGGCUCGCCUGGGAGGGCAAAGCUGGUAACUGGGGAGGAAUAUGUUCGCAGCAGACCACCCUGCGUAACGGCAGGAAAUCCACCCUGAACACCGGUCUGGUCACCAUUCAGAACUACGGACAGUUUCUGCCUUCACGACACGUCCAGCAGACCUUCGCUCAUGAGCUCGGUCACAGCCUGGGAUCUCCGCACGAUGAGGGCUCAAACUGCGGUAACCUGGGCUCCAGCGGCGGUAAAGGCCGGUUCCUGAUGUUCCCUCACGCUACAGACGAGGUGCGUGAAAACAACGAGAAGUUCUCGCCCUGCAGCGUCAAACACAUCGCCAAGGUCCUGAAGCUGAAGAAGGACGACUGCUUCGUGGUCAGUGAUCAGCCCAUCUGUGGGAACCAGAUUGUGGAGGAAGGCGAGGAGUGUGAUGUCGGUCACAGCGACACAGACCUCUGCUGCUUCAGUGCCAAACAGCCUGCGGGGGUGCAGUGCCGUCUGAAGAAGGGGAGGGUCUGCAGCCCGAGUCAGGGCCUGUGCUGCGGUCAGGACUGUGAGCUGAGGCCUGAGGGUCAGACCUGUGACGAGGAGACGGACUGUCAGAAAGACGCUCUGUGUUCGGGUCUCUCCCCGUUCUGCUCCGAGCCCAGCAGCAAGGAGAACCUCACCGUGUGCAGCGAGGGCACCAGAGUGUGUGUGAACGGGGUCUGUGCCGAGUCAGUGUGUGUGAAGCACCGCCUUCAGCAGUGCGACUGUCCGGGAGACUCCAUGAAGGAGAAAUGCCACAUGUGCUGCCAGCAGCCCGAUAAGCCUGAGACGUGUGCGAGCACCACCUCCUCCGUGCUGUCCCAUCUCUUCCAGAAAAAGGCGCUGGCGUUGGUGGGAGGGGCUCCGUGCUCCGAGAGUCGAGGAUACUGCGACAAAUUCCACUUUUGUCGCCUUCUGGAUGCAGAUGGACCAAUCGCACGACUCAAAAACUCCUUCCUCAAUUUAGAUGACUUCGAUGACAUAGCAGAGUGGAUGAAGGCUCAAUGGUGGGCCAUCCUGCUGGGGAUCCUCUGUCUGUCCGCAGUGAUGGGCUGCACCGUCUGCCUCUGCGGCCGCAAGCUGAACACCAGGGACCACCUGGAGUGACCUCUGACCUUUGACCCUCUGGGAACAUGAAUAUGUAUCUUCAUGCACAAAUUCAUCAUGCUCAAUCAUCUGGGGAUUCUGAAGUGUCUCGGUCACAUGGAAAGACUUUGCUCCAGUAGCAGGGAGUGAUCUGCAGGCGACAGAGUGAACACCUGCUGAUCACCCCUCAUGCAGUUUUGUUAACUGAUACCUUUGUACGUCAUUAGGUGUCUGCCAUUCACUUUUCCAUCUGUCACUUGGCUGUUCACAUACCCACAAGUCACUGAUGGAUGUGUCUUGGAAAAUGUCUCUGUUACUGUGGGUCUGUCUGCCCCCUUUUUCAGCCACAUGGCAUCUAACAGCCACAUGGCAUCUAACAGCCACAUGCAUCUUAAAGCCACAGCAGUUUAAAUCCACAUGUCCCUCAUAGACUGACGGGACUGCAGCGUCCUUGCUCUUGUAUUUGUUGUGCUAAUUUCAGUUUUCCAUUACAGUGAUACCUUUAGCCUGAAUGCUUUCAUUUGCAUUGCAUGUUUACACAGCUAAUAAAACAACAUGUUUGCCAUCCCAAA
This is a messenger RNA of Gymnodraco acuticeps, 2866 nucleotides long. RefSeq names its product disintegrin and metalloproteinase domain-containing protein 10. Gene Ontology annotation, cellular component: plasma membrane. Gene Ontology annotation, biological process: Notch signaling pathway; membrane protein ectodomain proteolysis. Bases 264 to 2315 code for a protein of 683 amino acids. The transcript has 16 exons. NCBI's taxonomy places the organism in Eukaryota, Metazoa, Chordata, Actinopteri, Perciformes, Bathydraconidae. The record is from RefSeq and is a predicted model, not a curated record. Gene Ontology annotation, molecular function: metalloendopeptidase activity.